Messenger RNA from Gastrolobium bilobum, 1559 nucleotides. RefSeq names its product WAT1-related protein At3g28050-like. Lineage: Eukaryota; Viridiplantae; Streptophyta; Magnoliopsida; Fabales; Fabaceae. The record is from RefSeq and is a predicted model, not a curated record. The transcript has 6 exons. The coding region runs from base 137 to 1186 and encodes 349 amino acids. Gene Ontology annotation, cellular component: plasma membrane. Gene Ontology annotation, molecular function: transmembrane transporter activity.
GUGCGGUGUGUUGACUUUUGGAGUUAGAACCUCAAACUCGAAGAUUGAAGACAUAAAGUUCCAGAGUUCCACUGGGCAUCAAAACUCUGAAGUGAAGGGUCAAGGGAAGCACAUACAUAGUGAGUGCAUGUGAAAAAUGGGGAAGGUGACAUUUCCGUUUGUGGGAAUGAUAAUAGCAGAGUGUGCUCAAGUUGGGUUAAUCAUAUUGAGCAAACAAGUGAUGUCACAAGGGAUGACAAGUUUCAUCUUCAUCUUCUAUUCCAACACAAUCGCUGCCCUUGUUCUUCUUCCUUGUUCCUUCCUAAUUCAUACGUCUCAACAACGUCCUCCAAUCAUGUUUUCCACCCUUUGUGGAUUCUUCUUACUUGGACUUCUCGGUUAUUUGACGCAGGUUUUUGGAUAUGCUGGGAUUUACUUCAGCUCAGCUACACUUAGCACAGCCAUGCUCAACCUUAUUCCUGGUUUUACCUUCAUACUUGCCGUUGUUUUUAGAAUGGAACAAUUAAAUUGGAGAAGCUCUAGCAGCCUAGCUAAAUCAUUGGGAACAAUAGUAUCGAUUGCUGGUGCAUUUGUUGUGACUUUGUACAAGGGCCCUACACUUCUGAUGGGACUAUCACCUCUAAACUCAUUUCAGCAGCUAGUUUUCUCACAAGAUUCUAAUUGGGUACUGGGAGGAUUAUUUCUUGCAGCUUCUUGUGUGACGGCUUCAGCAUUUAUUAUUGUACAGGCUUCCAUUCUUAAGAAAUAUCCAGCAGAGUUGAUUGUUGUAUUCUUUUAUUGUUUCUUUGUGGCCAUUCAAUCUGCUGUGACCUGUUUGGUUGUGGAAAGAGACAUCAGUGCUUGGAGCUUGGAACCUAAGUUAAGGUUGCUUGCAGUUUUAUACUCGGGAGUCUUUGGAUCUGCAUUUCAAGUUGGUGUUACUUCUUGGUGUUUGCACCAGACAGGACCUGUUUUUGUUUCCAUGUUCAAGCCCUUAGGAAUUGUCAUUUCGGCGGUCGUAGGUGUUAUCUUCCUCGGGGAUGCGUUCUAUUUUGGAAGCCUGGUUGGUGCUAUUGUGAUUGUUGUUGGGUUUUAUUCAGUAUUGUGGGGGAAAGCCAAAGAUAUUGAAGAUGUUGGAAUGGGAAGCUCGGAAUCAAGGAGAAAACAGACCCCUCUUUUGAAGGAAAACAGCAGUGAAGAGAUAUAAAGGCAUAUAAGUUCAUUUAAAAGGAUGCUACAAUUGUUGCCAGAGAAAGAUGGCAUGUGAGUUGUAACAUAUUUUCGUACCAAAUCUGGAAGAAGAACAAUUGUUGUAAUAUACAAGUUUGUGGAACAAUCAUUUCCCAUUGUUGAAGCAGACCACCCUUGUCUAUGGUCCAGAAAGGAGGACCAAGUUUUCUUUCCUCUUAAUUAGGCCACUCUGAACGUUUCUCUCAUAUCUCCAAUGGAGAGUUCUAUGCAAGAAAUUUCCUUGUACUUAUAGCUAGGGACUUGCACAAGAGAUGCAACACGAUCAGAGAUGUGAAUACACUAAACAUUGAAGAAAAUUGUGAUAAAUUGUUAAUCAUAAUUGUCUAGUU